Messenger RNA from Spirodela intermedia, 2244 nucleotides. The record is from the annotation of a GenBank genome assembly. Lineage: Eukaryota; Viridiplantae; Streptophyta; Magnoliopsida; Alismatales; Araceae.
AUGCCUCGCCGAUGGAAGAAGCCUUUCUUCUCCUCUGCCCCCUUCCGCUUCCCAGAGACCGAAUCUGUGGUCCUUCCGGACCCGUCCGCCUUCUUCUCCAAACGCUUGCUCUCCUCCCCUCUCCCAACAAAUUCUUUCUUCCAGAACUUCGUCCUCAAUGACGGCGACCAGCCGGAGUACAUCCACCCCUACCUCGUCAAGUCCUCCGGCGCCGCCGUGGGCCUAUCGUUCCCUUCCCGCGUCGCUGAGCCCCGCUGGAUAUACCAGUCCUUCGUCCCCGAUAUAUCCAUCUCCAGCUUCUCCGCACCUCCUCCCACCGUCUCCGACGGCGGUGACAAGAACCAUGACGACCACAGGAGGCGGCGCCGCCAUCUGAUCACCUCCUUCGACGACCUCAGCGUGACCAUGGACCUCCCGGGGGGGCUUCGGUGCUUCCUCGUCCGCGGCAGCCCGUACGUUACCAUGGCUACCGUCGGCUGCCAUAAGAUCGCCACCGGCAUCUCCAUCGCCACCUCCCAGGACGUCCUCUACUUCACCUCAGAUUCCCAGCACACCAAGCACACACUCCAGCUCACCAACGGCCGCACCUAUCUCUGCUACUCCUCGAGCCCGCUUCACGUUGCCCACACCUCCCUCUCCACGCUGGUCACCACCGCCGACUACGCCGGCGUCCUCCGCUUCGCCUACCUCCCCGACCCGAAAUACGAGAGCAUCCUCGACCGCUAUUGCGGCUGCUACCCCAUCUCCGGCGAGGCCGACCUGACCAGGCCCUUCUCCGUCAAGUACAAGUGGAAGACGAGGGGAACCGGGGAGCUCCUCCUCCUCGGGCACCCCCUUCACCUUCGCCUCCUCGUCGAGGAAGACGGCAACGCCUCCGCCUCCGCCGUUCUGCGCAACUUCAAGUACGAGAGCAUCGACGGGGACCUUGUCGGCGUGGUGGGCCGUUCGUGGGUUCUCAAGGCUGACCCCAUCCCCAUCACCUGGUACUCCAUCCUGGGACUCACCGAAGAGAGCUACGGCGAGGUCAUCUCCGCGCUGUACAGGGACGUCGACGCCCUCAAGCCCAUCGCCACAACCUCCACUUACGGCUUCGGAAAGGAGGCCGCGCGGGCCGCCCGGCUGGCGCUCAUCGCCGAGGAGGUGCGCUUCCCCAACUUGGUGCCGGCGGUGCAGCUCUUCCUGGAGAACUCCAUCACUCCGUGGCUCGAGGGUACCUUCUUCGGCAACGCCUUCCUCCACGACGCCUCCUGGGGCGGCUUGAUCACCAAGCAGGGUGCGAUCGACGGCGCCGUCGACUCCGGCUUCAGCAUCUACAACGCCCACCAUUACCACCUAGGCUACUUCCUCUACGCCAUCGCCGUCCUCUCCAAGAUCGACUCCGUGUGGGGGAAGGCCUACAAAGGCCAGGCCUACGCCCUCGCCAAGGACAUCGUCAACCUGGAUCGGGGCCCACGGGCGCACUACGCACGGCUUCGGUGCUUCGACCUGUGGAAGCUCCAUUCGUGGGAAGGGGGCCUAGCGGAGUUCGUGGACGGGCGGAACCAGCAGGGUACUAGCGAGGCGGUCAACGCGUACUACGCAGCGGCGCUGCUGGGGAUGGCGCACGGGGACUCCCAGCUGAUAGCGACGGCGUCGACGCUCGCGGCGCUGGAGAUCCAGGCUGCGCAGACGUGGUGGCACGUCCGAGAGGGCCAGCGCAUGUACGAGGAGAACUUCACCAAGGAGAACCGACUUGUGGGGGUUCUGUGGGCCAACAAGAGGGACAGCGCCCUCUGGUUCGCCCCUCCCGAGUCAAAGGACAUCAGGCUGGGUAUCCACGUCCUGCCUCUGCUGCCCAUCACGGAGGUGCUGUUCAGGGACCUGGGCUUCGUCCGGGAAAUGGUAGAUUGGGCCGCGCCGGCGAUGGAGAGGGAUGACGCAGAGGAGAGCUGGAAGGGCUUCGUCCACGCCAUGGAGGCCGUCUACGACAACCAGGCGGCGGCGCGAAAGAUCAGAACACUGUCGGAUUUUGACGCCGGAAAUUCCCUCUCUAACUUGCUCUGGUGGCUCCACAGUCGUGCCGGCAGCGGCGGAGAAAAGGUGAUGCCGCCGCCACCGCAAGGGGAGCUGGCAUUAGGCUGCUGCAGGAGGCGCUUGACCUGCUGCACUCGAAGGAAGGAGGAGGCACCGCCGCAUUCGGGGGGAGCCCUUGCGUGCUGCAGGAAGAUGUGGGCCUGCUGCUCUCGUAAGCUUCUCCACGACUGA